Molecule: messenger RNA, 3801 nt
Organism: Indicator indicator
Lineage: Eukaryota; Metazoa; Chordata; Aves; Piciformes; Indicatoridae
Product: ovotransferrin-like
Exons: 24
Coding region: 42-3257 (1071 amino acids)
Biological process (GO): antibacterial humoral response; iron ion transport
Cellular component (GO): plasma membrane; early endosome; extracellular region
Source: RefSeq, a predicted model, not a curated record
UGCUGCACACCCCUCCCUGGCACCCGACUCCCUGCUCAAGUAUGAAACUCAUACUCUCGGCUGUGCUGUCCUUCGGGAUAGUGGCUCUGUGUUUUGCUGCUCCCCCCAAGACAAACAUCAGAUGGUGCACAAUAUCCUCAGCAGAAGAGAUCAAAUGCAAUAGUCUGAGGGACCUCAUGCAACAAGAGAGUGUUGCAUUGAGCUGCCUCCAGAAAGCAACAUACCUCGACUGCAUAAAAGCCAUUUCGAAUAAUGAGGCAGAUGCCAUUAGCCUGGAUGGUGGCCACAUUUUUGAGGCAGGCCUUGCCCCCUACAAGUUGAAGCCCAUCGUUGCUGAGGUCUAUGAACAAUCUGAAGGCUCCACAACCAGCUACUAUGCUGUGGCCGUUGUGAAGAAAGGAACAGACAUCACAAUAAAUAACUUGCAGGGCAAGACCUCCUGCCACACGGGCCUGGGCAGGUCUGCUGGCUGGAACAUCCCCAUUGGGACACUCCUUCACAGGGGAGACAUCAAGUGGGAGGGCAAAGACUCAGGCUCCAUUGAACAAGCGGUGGCCAACUUCUUCUCUGCCAGCUGUGUGCCUGGUGCCACCAGUGAACAAAAACUGUGCCGCCAGUGCAAGGGAGAUGCCAAAAGCAAAUGCUCCCGCUCAGCACCUUAUUCCGGGUACUCUGGAGCUUUCCAAUGUCUGAAGGAUGGUAAGGGAGAUGUGGCUUUUGUGAAGCACACAACUGUCCAAGAAAAUGCCCCAGAGGAGAAGAAUGACUACGAGCUUCUGUGUCUGGAUGGCAGCCGUCAGCCUGUGGACAACUACAGAUCCUGUCACUGGGCCAGGGUGCCUGCUCACGCUGUUGUGGCUCGAGAUGAUAACAAGAUUGAUGACAUCUGGAGCUUCCUCUCAAAAGCACAGGAAAAGUUUGGUGUGGGCACAACAGGCAACUUCCACCUCUUUGGGCCACCUGGCAAGAAGGACCCAGGCCACAAAGACUUGCUUUUCAAAGACUCUGCUGUACAGCUGAAACGUAUCCCAUCACUGAUGGAUUCCCAGCUCUACCUGGGCUAUGAGUACUACAAUGCCAUCCAGAGCCUUCAGGAAGAUGAUCUGAGCUCCAGCCGCAGAGAAAACAAGACCCGGUGGUGUGCAGUAGGCAAGAAUGAGAAGGUCAAGUGUGACCUCUGGAGCGUGAUGAGCAACGGGGAUGUGGAGUGCACCGUGGCAGACAACACCAAUGACUGCAUUGUUAAGAUAAUGAAAGGUGAAGCAGAUGCUAUCAGCGUAGACGGAGGUUUUGUCUACACUGCUGGGGUGUGUGGCUUGGUGCCAGUGAUGGGAGAAAACUAUGAUGAUUACAGUCAAUGCAGCAAAGCAGAUGGAGAACCAGCAUCCUACUUUGCUGUGGCUGUUGUGAAGAAAUCUGACAGUGGUAUCACCUGGAAGAACCUGCAGGGCAAGAAGUCAUGCCAUACUGCUGUGGGGAGAACUGCUGGCUGGAACAUUCCUAUGGGCUUGAUUCACAACAUGACAGGGAGCUGCAAUUUCGAUGAAUACUUCAGUAAGGGCUGUGCUCCUGGGUCUCCCCCUAACUCCCGCCUCUGUGAACUCUGCAAAGGCUCAGAGGGGGUCCCUCCUGAGAGGUGUGUGGCCAACAGCCAUGAGAAAUACUACGGCUACACUGGAGCUUUCCGGUGUCUGGUGGAGCGGGGUGAUGUGGCCUUUAUUAAGCAUUCAAUCGUGGAGGAAAACACUGAUGGCAGAAAUAAAGAAGAGUGGGCCAAAGAUCUGAAAAUGGAAGAUUUUGAGUUGCUUUGCACUGAUGGGCGCCGGCAAAAUGUCAUGGCUUACAGGGACUGCCACCUGGCCAAAGUUCCUACCCAUGCUGUCAUCACACGUCCUGAGAAAGCAAACAAAAUCCGUGAGCUGCUGGAGAGACAAGAGAAACUCUUUGGAACAAAAGGAGUGGCAAAAGACAAGUUCAAGAUGUUCGAGUCUCAAACCAAGGACCUUCUCUUUAAAGACUUGACCAAGUGUCUGGUCAGACUCCGUGAUGGAAUAACAUACAAGGAAUUCCUUGGAGAUAAAUACUAUUCUUCAGUUGCUAGCCUCAAUACUUGCAAUCCAUCAGAUCUCCUCCAGGUGUGCACCUUCCUUGGGGCGCCUUGCUGUGCCGUGCCUUACACACCCCCGUACGACAAAGGUACCCAGCUCCUUCACCGCCAGACCAACCCACGGAGCCCUGCGCCCGACCUCACUUCCCCUCCCACUCCCACGCGUCCACCUCCCACUCCCCCCCCCCCUCCCCCGUCCGCCUCCCACUCCCCCUCGUCCGCCUCCCACUUCCUGCGAGCCGCCACCCCCGUGCCCCGCGGAACUACGACUCCCGUGAGCGCCGGCGGCCUCGCCCCCCGGCAGCCCUUGCCCGCUCCGCUCCUUUCCCGGCAGGGCGCGGGGCCGGAAGUGCGGCGUACGGCGACGUGUGGCGUGGAGGCAAUGGCGGCCGGGCUGGAGCCCCACCUGGAGGCUCUGCUGCGGGCGUCUGACCCCACCGUGCUCUCCGUCCUUCUGGCGCUGCUCGCCGUCGUCGUCACGCUCUUGAUCUGGAGGUUCGUGCAGGGCAGGAGGAGCAGCCGGAAGGCCGUGUUGCUGCUGGGCCUCUGCGACGCGGGGAAGACGUUGCUUUUCGCGCGGCUGUUGACGGGCAAAUACCGUGAUACCCAGACUUCCAUCACUGACAGCUCUGCAGUAUACAGAGCCAGCAAUGACAAGAGUGCUAAUGUGACCUUAAUCGACCUUCCAGGCCAUGAGAGUUUGCGGCUUCAGUUCUUGGAGAGGUUCAAGGCUGCAGCCAGAGCCAUCGUGUUUGUGGUGGACAGUGUGGCCUUCCAGCGGGAGGUGAAGGAUGUGGCAGAGUUCCUGUACCAGGUCCUGGUUGAUAGCACCGUGCUCAAAAAUGCACCAGCCCUGCUGAUUGCUUGCAAUAAACAAGAUGUCACAAUGGCAAAAUCAGCAAAACUAAUUCAGCAGCAGCUGGAGAAAGAGCUCAAUACCUUACGAGUGACACGCUCUGCAGCCCCUACCAGCCUGGAUGGCUCAGCCACUGGGGCCCCUGCCCAGUUGGGGAAGAAGGGCAAGGAUUUUGACUUCUCCCAGCUACCCAUGAAGGUGGAAUUCGUGGAGUGCAGUGCUCGGGGCAGCAAGGGAGAGGAGGGAGAUGCUGACUUUGAGGGCCUUGAGAAAUGGCUGGCCAAGAUCGCUUGAGUGGAGACGGGCAGGGCUGGAAGGAGAGACCUGGGGAGGCUGAGGGACAAGACUGAAAGGAACAAGAUGGUUGGAAGCACUCAAAUCUCACCUUGCUGUAGAAAGUAGAAACUUAAAAUGGAAAUUAGCAUUGUGGUGUUUUUCUCCACUGCUCAUGGGCUUGGGAGCAACAUGGCACAAUUGCUGGUGUGACUUCCUCAGACUGUUCACAAAGCAACAUUUAAUUUUCCCCCCCUCCCCUCUUCUUUUGUCUUCCUCUGGGAUGCUCACACUCUGGGCUUAAUCUGUUUCCUUAGUCUUUGGCUUUCACUUGGUAGUUGCCAAGCAAGUAAGGCAGGAGUGCAUUGCCAGGUGAGUUUUAGGUUGGAGCCUACAUUCUGGUUUAGCAUUGCAGUGCUGUUGUGUCAUGAAGCUACUGGUCACUGGUGAUGUGGACUUCCUUCCACAGCCUCUCACUGCUUGGGAGCACUGUGCACAUCACAUCUGCUGCCUUGGCAAAGUGCACAAACUCUCAGUUGGGAAGUCGUUGAGGAAAGUAUAAAAA